Molecule: messenger RNA, 2501 nt
Organism: Lytechinus variegatus (green sea urchin)
Lineage: Eukaryota; Metazoa; Echinodermata; Echinoidea; Temnopleuroida; Toxopneustidae
Product: low affinity vacuolar monovalent cation/H(+) antiporter-like
Exons: 20
Coding region: 85-2388 (767 amino acids)
Biological process (GO): intracellular calcium ion homeostasis; calcium ion transmembrane transport
Cellular component (GO): membrane; endomembrane system
Molecular function (GO): calcium:proton antiporter activity
Source: RefSeq, a predicted model, not a curated record
UUCUUUGAAUUGAAGUAGCCUACCCUGCGGCAUCAGCUGCCAUUUCUUUCCUGGAAUCUGGAUAUCGUUUGAGAUUUCUUCAAGAUGUCGACCGGGAGAGCUAAAGAUUCCGGCUUUCAUCACGAUGCCGAUGUUUUACAGAUGGAAGAUGAGGUUGAGCAUGAGCCUGAAGAUACAAGAGAUGGUCAUUUACAAUCCUCUACGCAAUCAGAGCCCGUCCCAAGUGAGCACUACUGCCAUAGUCCAGGUCGUGGUCCAAGUCGGCAGGGUAGCCAAGGUAACCAGUCCUUUCUCCGUCACCGAGCGAGAACAAAGACAAAUGAAAGGAUGGAGGAAGAGGAGUUUGUUUUUGUGGAAUCGCCAGAGAAUGAGGUUGAAGCACAGCGUAUGGAACAGAACUAUAUGUUUGGAUUUAAGAAAUGGAAGAGUCACGUGACAAAGCGACCUCUACAGGAAAGGUCAGAGGUUGUUCAGGAGCUCUAUAAACCACCAUUAGAGAUUAAACCAUUUUCCUAUCCUACAAUUGGAGUGUCCAACGUGAUUUAUGCAUUAUUGAUCGGAUGGUUGAUGGCAUUGAUAUACUCCAUAGUUGGACUUCUGAUGUUUUUCACCAUAAUUGCAUGGAGACACGGUAUAUACUGUUUUAAGCUCGCACGCUACUUCUUAUGGCCAUUUGGAUAUUUUGUACAAGAGCAAACUGAGUAUAGGUAUAUAGAGUCUAAUGACUCGGUUAGCACAGACGGAGAGAGUGUGGUCAAUUCUGCUCAUAACGUCCGACCUCCUAAUGAUAAUGCUCGGCUUGUGACAUCACUAUCAUCAAGCGUCAGUAACUCAUAUCGCAGAAUAGAUAACAGUCAGUACUGGAAAAGGCCUUCUACGUACGUGUGGCUUCUACUUGGAGUACCGUUUGCUCUGCUUCUUCAUCUUUUAGUAUUCUUUAUAUCAUGGAUGACUGUUAUAUUCCUGCCUGUAGCAAAGCUGAACAUGAUGGCAAUCAAAAGAUUGCUGUUUCUACCUCCUGAGAAGCUGAAGGUUAGCAAAACUACUGCCAUAAAGCCUGGAGAGCAAUCACAUGAGGUUAUCAUGUGCUCAUAUCAAGCUGCUAACUUUUACUCGUACAAAUACACAGUAGAUGGCAUGAACAUCUUCUUUGUCAACAUGCUUUUCUUUGUUGUCAUCGCAGUCGUUGUCGGAUUUGCUGACACGAAAAACAGGUUCACUACACCCACAGGCAGAUUUGCUAUGGGACUUCUUGCUAUUAUACCACUGGCUCACUAUAUUGGCAUGGCUAUCGCUAGUAUCUCGGCACAGAGUAACCAUGUCGUUGGAGCGGUCUUGAACGCAACUUUCGGCUCCAUAGUUGAAAUCAUCCUCUAUAUCUCGUCUCUUCUCAAACAACGUGGGAACGUCCAGGAAGGUAUAUGCUACUCUGAGAUAGUAAAGUCUGCCUUGACGGGGACGCUGCUUGCAACUAUGCUCUUCAUUCCGGGGAUCUGUAUGAUGGUUGGAGGACUCAAGCACAAAGAACAACGUUUCAACGUCAGGUCCAUGUCUGUUAGUGCAACGCUUCUCUUCAUAUCUGUUGUGGGUGUGUUCACACCAACAAUCUUUACAAUCACAUUGGGAGGCUUUGAGUGCAAUACAUGUUAUAACUCGACGAACGAGACGUCACUGAAGUGCUCUGGCUGUACAUACGUCUACAAACUAACCGACGACGAUCAUUUCUUGAACCAUAAGUUACGUCCGUUAGUCUAUGUCUGUGUUAUCUUGCUCUUCUUGGCCUAUGUGAUCGGUCUCAUAUUCUCUCUCAAGACUCACGCACAUAUUAUUCAGGGGAGCAGUUCACAUUCAGGGACACCUCAAGCGAACCCACACAGUAAACCUGAUGUUCAUUGGGGUAGGAUAAAGAGUACAGUUAUCCUACUGAUAGCUGUAGCACUGAUGUCCCUGAGUGCAGAGGUAGUGGUGCAGAAUUUACAGCCCAUUUUGUCCAGUUCAACUGUCAUAAAACCUGUAUUCAUUGGAGUAACUUUAUUAGCUGUUGUUCCAGACUUACCUGAAAUAAUUAAUGGUAUCCAGUUUGCCCUGAAGAAUAAUAUUAAUCUGAGUUUGGAGAUAGGAUGUUCUGUAGCUGUUCAAGUGUGUCUUCUUCAGAUACCUGUAUUAGUUCUAGUAGAUGCUAUAGUGAAUCUUGGAUUUAACCUUGUCUUCAAUGAUCUUCAUCUUUGGUCUGUCAUCAUCAGUGUUAUCAUCAUUAAUUACAUCUUUGUGGAUGGAAAGUCAGAUUACUUCCAAGGUUGUAUGCUGUGUAUCAUCUAUUUCUUUCUUCUUGCUAUGUUCUUUUUCGCCGGUGAUUCAGCCAAGACGGACUGCAGCAUACUUGGAUAGUACAGUGGGAUAAUAAACUGGGUUCCAAAAGAAUCUUUGAAAACUUCACAAGUUCACUACACAAAUUCCACUUAGUCAAAAUGAACAAAAUUUUGACACAGGCUAGCUUUAAU